Messenger RNA from Choloepus didactylus (southern two-toed sloth), 3589 nucleotides. It is a transcript of the gene NKAPD1, whose product is annotated as NKAP domain containing 1. Lineage: Eukaryota; Metazoa; Chordata; Mammalia; Pilosa; Megalonychidae. The coding region runs from base 563 to 1444 and encodes 293 amino acids. The record is from RefSeq and is a predicted model, not a curated record. The transcript is spliced from 6 exons.
UAUUUGUGUGUAUUUGUGUGGGGAGGGCGUUUGGAGGGAAGGUUACCGGGAGCUCCAAGGCCGCUGGCCUCUGGGUGGCAGGGAUACCAGUGACAAAGAUGGGGGUAUUUUCUCUGUCUUCCUCUUGGAGACCUCAACCUCCCCUUCAGGCCCCCUAGACACUUCCCGGGGCCCAGCCGAAAAGUCAUAUCCAUCCAAAGCGCUCCCGCCUUUUCUGGGGAGUGAAACUUAAUCCCCGGGUCCAUCCCAGCCAAGCCUGAGCGGGGAAUGCCCUGGCGGACGGGGCCGUCCGGAUUCCGCGCCAGCGCAAGCUCCGGCCUCAGUUCGGGAAAUCUGCCUGUCGGUCUGGGCUGGGGGAAAGGCAGCCAUGCCUGGGCCACGGGUGAGGGCAGAAUAACCGGUGGGAAGGCUGCGUUUUCACGAAGGACUCGGGUGAAGCUGCAGAGCUGCCUUUGAGCCCUGACUCCUUGGCUUCCUGGGUCGGAGGAGAUCUUGUAAUGGAGUGGUUCUUCGUCUCACACUAACAAGAUGCCUGAUUUCCUCAGGAUCGAGGGAUUGAAGAAUGUCCCGGGUUCCUUUGGGGAAGGUCCUCCUGAGGAAUGUCAUCCGGCACACAGAUGCUCACAAUAAGAUUCAGGAGGAAUCAGAUAUGUGGAAAAUAAGAGAACUGGAGAAACAGAUGGAAGAUGCUUACCAUGGGACCAAAAGGAAAAUGUUACCCAGCAGUUCAAGUAGGAUGCGUAGUGAUGGUUUUGAUGAAGAAAGUCAAAGAGAUUAUUGGAGGCCAAAGCAUGAAAUUUCUGGGACACUGGAAGAUGAUUUUCUUAAGGCUAAAUCCUGGAACAAGAAGCUAUAUGAUUAUGAAGCUAACAUGCCAGAUAGAUGGGGUCACAGUGGCUAUAAAGAGUUAUAUCCUGAAGAAUUUGAAACAGACAGUAGCGAGCAGCAAGAUAUUGUCAAUGGAAGAAUAACAUCUCCUCAGGUAAAAUCACCUACCCAUGAAUCCCGCAAACACAAGAAGUCAAAGAAAUCCCACAAAAAAAAGCAGAAAAAAAGGUCACGUAAAAAGCAGAAGAAAAGCAAAAAGGAAGCCAUAGAUAUAACAGCAGAUUCCUCAAGUGAAUUCUCAGAAGAAACUGGAGCUUCUAGUACCAAGAAAAGGAAACAACCACAAAAGUGCAAGAAAAAAUCCAGGAAAAAGUCUCUCAAAAAAUCUACUUCAUUCUUAGAGUCAGAAAGUGGCACUUCUCAGUCAGAUGAUUCAGCAUCCAGCAGUUCUGAGGAAAGUGAGGAAAGAGACACUAAGAAAACCAAAAGGAAAAAGAGAGAGAGAAAAGUUCAUAUCCCUGUAGUUAACAAUGAAGUACAGGAGAGGACAAACAAACGUACAAAUUGGAAAGUGGCUACAGAUGAAAGGUCUGCUGAGAGUUCAGAGGAUGACUAAAUGCAAAGAAAGGUCCAUUCUUCAGUUUCCCACGUGCCUCUGCAUAUUUACAGCCCUUACAUCUUGGGGUUUUGCCACUGACUCCCGUUUAGCACAGAGGCUGAGGUCCGAGCUGUCUUGUGCCAUCUGUAAACAUAGACUUCCUCUGUUUUGGCCUGUUAAACUUGAUUCCUUUUUAUUGUUAAUAGGGAAUUGGGUAUUUUGUUAUGGAGGUUCUUGAAGAGAUUAUUUUUUGCAAUUAAUCACAUUUAGUGUAGAAUACGUAUACAGCAAAUUAAAGGACCCAGAAAGCUAAAUUCAAGAAUGACCUGGGCACACCUAUUGGAAUAUUCACUUUGGGGAAAGCAAGAGCUGGGAUCGAGGGGUAGAUUGGAACCAGUGCUGUAUAGAAUGGUAUGCCAAGGGAACAUUUUCUUGCUCUCUGUCUUCUUUUUGUAUAGCAGGUGUCACAACUUUUGUUUCCAGCCUUGGUGCUUUGAGCCUUCUACAUUUUGACCCCACAGGUGUGGUCCAGUUUAAAGGAGAAACCGGCAUUAAGAACAAACCUUUUUCCUUCUGGAUAACAUCCAUAGACAGCUGUUAAUACAAAAUAGGAUCAAAUUUCCCUGCUGGGCAGGGUCUAUACCUCUAAACAUGGUAAUUGGAUAGCAGUUGAAGGGUUUUAUCGCUCCAUUGCUGGAUAUUACCGAAAUGGACCUGUAUUUGUAAUUAGUUCUCCAGUUGUCAUUGAUAAUCCUCACCCAAAUGAGGAAGAAUUAGGAGUUAGUCAUGCUGUCUUACGGUGCUCUGAACAGGAUUCAGGGCAACUGCCAUUUGAAUGUGUGUUCUAUGUUUAUUUCUGAAACUAUUAAUGAACUUCAGAUUUUCCCUGAAACUAAGAUGAAUCAGUUCCAAAAUGAAACAGGUGUCUCAGGGUCAUACAUACACACUUCUUCCCAGUCUGCCUCUGGGUUAAGGCACCAAGCAGAAACCACAUUAUUUCUCUUUAUGAUUCUGUCAUCCCUAAUAUGUUAACUGUUAAGAAACUAAAAUGUCACUGAUAGAAGGCAGGCAGGACACAAGUGAAUUUUUUUCAUUAUGGGAGAAAGCAUCAAGUGAUACACUGUUAUUGUUUUUUCUUGGUUGUCACUUCAUGGGUGGAGUAAAAAGCUGAAAACUCAGACUUUUGACUUGGUCUUGGUUCUGCCACUAAUUGGUUAUGAUGUCCAGAGCAGGUAAGUUAACCAUCCCUGGCCUCAUUUUCCCCAUGUGCAAUACAGAAGUACUUCAUGAUAGCACAACAGUAUAAGAUACCAGCAGUAGAAUACAAUUCUAAUGACAUUCCAGAAGGUGAUAAUAUUUUGUAGUUUUCACUAACCACUAAAUUUGUUCACUUUACAGAACAGAUUUCUUAAUAAAGUGCUUAGUCUUAAAAAAUACAUAGCUGGCCAGAGAUUGCCUAUCCUUUGAUAGCAGGUGCUGCCCUUUGGGAUAUCUGAAAUAACAACUUUGGUACUAAACUUUCAGUGUUCCAUGGCAUAUAUUUUUAUCCUUGGGACUGGUGGGGGCUUAUGGAGGAAAGAAGAGUCUAUAAUUACUACCUCAUAUCCUAAAGUAACUUGUUCUUGUUGCAAGUGAACUUAUUGGAAAACUUUUAUCAUGUAUUUUUUUAGCAUUGUUUCUGUGCUGAUUCCAAGCACAGACUCAGUAAGGUAGUCUAGUGGUACAAGGCAUCUGCAGAACUUUGCUCUCUUUGGGUCAUGACUCUCCCACCACCCCCAUGCUAGCAGGCCUCUUACCCAACUGUUAUGGAUUCUUGGCUGUUUUUUUUUUCCCCCCCGUAUUUACUUGGUCAUGUGUGAGCAAUGAAGCUGCCUUCUGUUUAUCACCUUUCUCAACCCCAAACUCUGCUCUAUGCCUUAGGCUAAGGUUUUGAUGGUUCUUCCUUAAAUAUGACUUACAGUGGCUCUUUAAAAUCUAAGGUCUUCCGUUUGCACUACCAGCCCUGGUACAUAUUUCUAGUGUUUAUACGAGUCAGAGGUGUCUAUAUGAAGUCCUAACAUGGGAUUAAGGAAAAGAGAGUGUUGGAGAAUUCACAUUUAUUGAAUAACCAAUGUGAUACAAUCUGGAAUUUCUGGAUUCCAAAUAAAUUUCACUUUUUGAACA